AUGGAUUUUCCAGUUUAUUCAAGUGUUGUUAAGGAGUUGAAGAACUCCUUUCUUUCUGUCUUUGAAACCAGCAAAGAUGUAGAUUAUGAAGAAGAACAAUUUCAGGAUUGCCGGAUUACUCCAACCGCGUGCGGGACUAUUACUAUUGAGAAUGAAAUCACCAACCCAAUGACUGAGAAGCUAGAACUAGCACGAAAAUGGAGCCUAAACAAAUACAAGUAUACUCGUCAACUUAUCUCAGAGAAGCUGGGACAUGGCUCAAGAACGGUCGAUCUUGAAUUGGAUUAUCAGAUUGAUAUAUUAAAGGACAACAAGAAAAAAUAUGACAAUAUCCUAAGAUUGGCUCAAAUGUUUUCCAGUCAUCUUUCCCACAUGGUGCACAUCCAGAAACAACUUGGAAAUGCCUUUAGUGACUUAAGCCUGAAGUCACUAGAACUAAAUAGAGAAUUUAGCGAAAAUGCAGAUACUCAGAAGAUGGUGGCAAAAAAUGGCGAAAUUCUUUGUGUGGCCAUUAAUUCUUUCAUUGAAAAUGUCAACACUUUAGUAAACAAAACAAUUAAAGACACCUUACUGACUGUGAAGCAGUAUGAAACUGCCAGGAUUGAAUAUGAUGCAUAUCGCACCGAUUUAGAGGAACUGAAUCGUGGACCACUGGGCCCACACAGUUUGCCAAAGAUUGAGGAAUCAAAGCUUCUCUUCCAGACAUCUAAGGAAAAAUACGAGCAACUGCGCGAUGAUGUUGUUAUCAAACUCAAGUUUCUAGAAGAAAACAAGAUUAAAGUAUUGCGCACUCAGCUAGUCCUUUUUCAUAGUGCCAUUUCUGCUUAUUCUACUGGCAAUCAAACUCAGCUUGAAGAGAUACUGGCGCAGUUCCACAUCAAAGUGAGACCUGGCGAGAAAGCCACCCCUUGGUUUGAUGACUACUAG
Messenger RNA from Pteropus alecto (black flying fox), 927 nucleotides. RefSeq names its product arfaptin-1. The record is from RefSeq and is a predicted model, not a curated record. Gene Ontology annotation, molecular function: protein domain specific binding; phospholipid binding. Gene Ontology annotation, biological process: intracellular protein transport; regulation of Arp2/3 complex-mediated actin nucleation. Lineage: Eukaryota; Metazoa; Chordata; Mammalia; Chiroptera; Pteropodidae. Gene Ontology annotation, cellular component: trans-Golgi network membrane. Bases 1 to 927 code for a protein of 308 amino acids. The transcript is spliced from 6 exons.